AUGCCCCUUGUGAUGGUGCAGCCCAAGAUCAAGUAUGUGGCAGAGUGCGCCCCAGCCCCAACUUCGUCCGUGCGUACGCUGGUGCAGGGCAACCAUCCUUCGCUUCGAGAGUUUGUCCACGACAACCAGAGCGAACUCGCGACGUCCGAAUUUAAGGAUGCGGUGCGGUGGCCAGUGCUCGUCCUUGUGGCAGUCAUUCGGUUCUUCACCGGUGUCCAGCUCGUACUCGUCGGCCUCAUGCAUUUGAUCGUGUCGCCGCGCCAAGUUGUCCUCUUGCAAAUGUGGACAACCAACAACUUGGUUGGAGUCGUUUAUGUGUCGGUUGGUGCUGCCAUGCUCGUGCUGUGCAUGUCCAUGCUUGUUAAGCCUCGCCGACAUCGUAAGCAGAAAGCCAUCGAGUCGACCCGACCCUGGAAACGGAAAGCGGACAUUGUCGUGGGGUUUGCCUGUUUGAUUGGACUUGGAGCCCUCGCCGUGCCAUUCUGCCUUCGCCAGUCCCUCGUCGCCAUGCAAGCGACAGGUGUCCUGACUGUCAACGUCGUCGUGUCGUUCGUGCUCUCUAUUGUCCUUCCGUUUUGCAUCGUUCAGCCCACAAUCGCAAAGUACCUGUCGUCGGGGGUGUACGGCCUCCUCUUCACCAACGAAGAAUUCGUUGUGAACGUCUUCUCGGCACGCCAAGCAUCUGUAUCAUCCCUUGGCGACUUGAUCACUAAGUUGUGCCCGAUCGUGGCCAUGCACCACACCAUGCGCAACCUCACCAUUGGUUUCGGACCACCCCACCAUGUCCCACGCCACGUGCAUCACUUAAAAGAGAAGACGACGAUGUCGACCAUCUCGGAAGCCGGCGAACCAUCAACGACCAGCGGAUCGUCGGUACUGCUUUUGUGCCGCCGCACACUCUUAAAGUACGCUGGUGACACGAGCCGACGGCCGAUCCAGGUCUCAACAGGAAGAACGCUCCAGCAGUCACCGACCCACAUCACAGCUCCCACGCCGUCCUUACCCUCUUGGACAGUGCGCCAGGUCCCCAAACGCUUGACGAAACGAUGCAAUAAUUGCUCAAUUGUCGACGGAGCGCCCAUGACAUUAGACAACCAGGUAUUUGUGCGACGGUUUGUAUCGUUCCACGUCGUGUUGGGCGUCGUCGUCAUGGGGCUGGCAGUGUACAGCUAUGCGACGCGUCCACGCUGCCCCGCGUACUGCGCCCAGCACGUUGCCCCUUGGUUUGCCUCGACUUGCGGAUGCAUCUACGUGAAUGUAGAUUGCGACAAACUCAACAUAUCGGGGUCCACUUCGGACAUGGAGGGCAUGUUGACGGCCGACACAAUUGGGUCGUCUGUCUUUUGGGUUCAAAUCGCUAAUUGUGACGUUGCCAAUGGUCUGUCGCCUCGUACGAUGCAGCAACUCCCAGCUCUCUACGGGAUUUCGCUGUGGCAAACGCACCUCUCGGACUGGACCAUGCCGGAAACGGUGUGGCCGGCGCAGUUGACCAAGAUCAGCCUGCAGCACAGUCCGCACCUGACCGAAGUUCCACAAGUGCUGUCUCCGCUGCCGUCGUCUGUGCAGGUCUUGUUUCUUGUCGGGUGUGGCAUCACCGAGCUAUCUAAUUCUACCGUGCAAUCAUGGCGACGUCUACGGCAGCUUUGGAUUUCCCAGCUUCCGAUCACGACCUUGCCUCCAUCCAUCGCCACGCUCGAAAUGCUCGAUGGCCUUCGUCUCAACAACAAUCGUCUGGUGUCCUUUUCCGUUGACACGAUCCGAACGAUGGCGACCUUGGAGGUGCUGUCGCUGUCAUCCAACAACCUGACGUUGUUGCCGUGGGGCAAACGAGCAAUUGAGACGGACGUGGCGGACAACCCGAUUGCGACCUUGCCUCGCGAGCUGUCUGUGGACUUUUUAGCGACUGGAGUGGUGACGGUAGCCAGCACUGUGUUUUGUGCAGUCCAACUCAAGCAAAAUCCGACGAAAUGGGCCACCAUCUGCCACCCGCUCUGUGCCCCACACUGCUCGAGCCAACUGGUUGGGAACGGUCUGUGCGACGUGUCGUGCUUGGUGCCACAAUGCGACUACGACGGAGGGGAUUGCAACGAGUUCUUUGCACCAGGAGAUGGUCAGUAA
Aphanomyces invadans is the source of this 2118-nucleotide messenger RNA. RefSeq lists its product as hypothetical. The record is from RefSeq and is a predicted model, not a curated record. The transcript has 3 exons. The coding region runs from base 1 to 2118 and encodes 705 amino acids. Gene Ontology annotation, cellular component: extracellular matrix. Lineage: Eukaryota; Oomycota; Saprolegniomycetes; Saprolegniales; Verrucalvaceae.